This is a messenger RNA of Drosophila innubila, 4941 nucleotides long. It is a transcript of the gene RSG7, whose product is annotated as regulator of G-protein signaling 7. NCBI's taxonomy places the organism in Eukaryota, Metazoa, Arthropoda, Insecta, Diptera, Drosophilidae. The transcript has 7 exons. Gene Ontology annotation, biological process: intracellular signal transduction; G protein-coupled receptor signaling pathway; regulation of G protein-coupled receptor signaling pathway. The coding region runs from base 1297 to 3510 and encodes 737 amino acids. The record is from RefSeq and is a predicted model, not a curated record.
GAGAGCGACAGAGAGACUGAGAGCGCUCGCGUCACAUUGUGUGGGUGCGCGCUUGUGUCUGUGACUGUGUGUGGGUGAGAAGCAUAUAUGUAUGUUAGGUGGUGGGGGCGGUGGGCAAACAAAAAUCGAUUGCAACAGCAAAUCGACUAAAGGAAGCGCCGUAUAAUAAGGCACGAAUCCGCGAAGAGAACGUGAACAACGCACUCGGCAGAGGCAGAAAGCUAAAGCUAAAGCAGAGAGUAAGAGAGAGAGAGAGGAAGAAGCAGUGGCACUUGAAUUGACUUUGGGCUCAUCCUACCCACCAGCCCCCCGCGUAUCCGUAAAAUGAUUACAGGCUAACGCCAAAAAGAGGAAGCAGCUGAAGGCAAACGAAGAAGAACAAGAAGAAAAAACAGCAGCAACAGCACAGCCAGCGACAGCAGAGGCAGAGCAGCAGGGCCAGUAGCAGUAGCAGCAGCCGCAGCAGCAGCAGCAAAACAUAGCUAAGCAAAAGGGAGCUAAAUAUUUUUUUUAUUUAUAACAAAUUUAAAAGCUGGCCAAAAAGUAAAUAACCAAUUGAAAUAUUAAUUGAGAAAGAAAAUUGUGCAGUUGCCUUGUCCCCCCGGAGUAUCGGAAAGUAUCUGUGUGUCUUCGUGUAAGUGUACGUGUGUAUGUAUGUGCGUGUGCGUGUGGGUGAGAGUGUGUUGAACGUUAUUGCUGCGCUUUUUUUCUGCAAGCGAAAAUUGUGAUAUCGAAGAGACACACGCAGCGAAAAGCGCAAACGUUGCAAAGAGACAGAAAGUGGCGCCCCCGCUGGACAGGCGACAAAAGCGGCGAGCAAUGCAAAAUGGAGCUGGAUAAAUGACACAACGCAAUUGAAAUAACACUCAAGUGAGCAACGAAAAUAGCAGGGAGUGAGAGUGAGAGCAAGAGGGAGAACGAAAGCUGCAACUUUUGCCUGUCGUACAUACACAUGUACAUAUAUACACAUACAUACAAACCGUAAACGCACGCACACACACACCUACGCUUACACUAACACGGACACAGAGGAGAAGGAGAAGAAGAAGACGGAGGCGAAGGCGAAGGAGGUAAGGGAGAAGGCGGACAGCGAAUCGUUAACGCACACAUCAGAAGGAUAAAUAUAUAUAUAUAUAUUAUAUGUAUGUACACAUAAGUAUAUAUGUAUAUAUAAAAGGGAUAAAACGGGACUGCGUUGAUUCAAAAUAGCAACGCGAACUGCCGGCUUGGCAGCGGACGCAUUUAUAAAUAGCUCGCUGAGCAGAAGAAGCAGCACAGUCCAGCGGUGGGUGUACAAUGGUAACAAUGAACUCGGAAGCGGACAAAACACAGAGCAGCACGCAAGCAACCAACGCGCUCGCUAUGAGCAGCGCGCCCAAGUCGCCAGCAACAAAAGCAGCCACAACAACAACAGAAGUGGCAGCUGCAACUGCAACGGCAGCAGCAACGGACAACAGUACAGUGUCAACGUCAGAGGCAGCAACAGCAACAGCAGCAAUAACAACAACAACAACGGCAAUAGCAACUGCAACGUCCACGUCAACGCCGACAGUGACAGCAACUGCGAAUGGCAACAACAAUGGGCCUGCAACAACAACUGCAAUCGAAGCUGAAGCUAAAACUAAAACUGAGCCUGAACCGCUGGACAAUGUCAAUGCCAAUGGUAACAGCAACAGCAAUAUCCAGAUGACUAACAGCAGCACCACAGCAGCCAGCAACAGCAGUAGCAUCAAUACAAACACCACAACUAACACCACCACCACAACUAACACCACCACUAUCAACGUUACCACCGCCAGUCCGACGACAACAGGCAGCGCUGCCGCAGCGAACACUGCAGUCACUGCAGUCACCACUGGCAACAGCAACUGCACAACAACAAUUGCUGCUGCUGCCACGCCGCAAUUCGGCAGAAGCGUUAGUGUGAGGGAUGCAACAGCGCCAAGUGGCAGUGGUGCAACACCAAGCGCCGCCAAAUCAAGUGCCCUGCUCAGCGUGGGCAGCAAUCAUCAUCAUCAUCAUCAUCAUCAUUCCACCACGCAGUCUCAAACGCAGUCGACGUCACACUCACAGUCGACGUCACAUUCGCAGUCGACGUCACAGUCGCCGUCGCAGUCACAACAACAACCGCCAGCGCCAGCGCAGUCGUCGUCACAGCAGACGCAUCAUCAGCAGCGCGGCAGCAAAAACGAGGAUGCACCCAAUAUACUUGUCUACAAAAAGAUGGAGGCGAUCAUUGAGAAGAUGCAGGCGGAAUCGAGUGGCGUCGCUGUACGGACGGUGAAGGCGUUUAUGAGCAAGGUGCCAUCGGUGUUUACGGGUGCUGAUUUGGUGGCAUGGAUAUUGAAGAACUUUGAUGUGGAGGAUGUCACUGAGGCGCUUCACUUUGCCCAUCUGUUGAGCUCCCACGGAUACAUCUUUCCCAUCGAUGAUCAUGCGCUGACCGUGAAGAACGAUGGCACCUUUUACAGAUUUCAGACACCAUAUUUCUGGCCAUCGAAUUGUUGGGAGCCUGAGAAUACGGAUUAUGCUGUAUAUCUCUGCAAACGCACUAUGCAGAACAAGACGCGACUGGAACUGGCCGAUUACGAGGCCGAGAACCUGGCCAAGCUGCAGAAGAUGUUCUCCCGCAAAUGGGAGUUUAUAUUCAUGCAGGCCGAGUCACAGAGCAAGGUGGCGAAGAAGCGGGACAAAUUGGAGCGCAAGGUGCUGGAUUCGCAGGAGCGCGCCUUUUGGGAUGUGCACCGACCGAUGCCAGGAUGCGUCAAUACCACCGAGAUAGAUAUCAAGAAGGCGUAUCGACGCGGCGGCUCCAGUCAUGGCACCGGCUCCGCUGGCGCCUCCGUGGCCAAGAAUCCCGUCGAGCAGCUGACCCGCAUCAUUGCGUUGCGCAAACAAAAGCUCGAGCGGCGCACAAUCAAAGUGUCCAAGGCGGCCGAAGCUUUGGUCGCCUACUACGAUCAGUACAAUGAGUUUGAUUACUUUAUAACCUCACCGGAGCUGCCCAAUCCUUGGCAAACGGAAAGCACCGAGAUGUGGGAUACCGAAAAGAAUAGCAAAGAAGUUCCUGUGCGUCGCGUCAAGCGUUGGGCCUUCAGUCUUCGCGAGCUGCUCAACGAUGCAAUUGGACGCGAUCAGUUCACCAAGUUUCUGGAGAAGGAAUACAGCGGCGAGAAUCUCAAAUUCUGGGAAUCGGUGCAGGAGAUGAAGGCGCUGCCCCAGUCCGAAAUCAAGGAGGCCAUACAGAAGAUCUGGCAAGAGUUCCUUGCACCCGAUGCACCCUGUCCAGUGAAUGUGGAUUCGAAAUCCGUGGAACUGGCGCGCGAGGCAGUCAACUCGCCAAGUGGCCCGAAUCGUUGGUGCUUCGAUGUGGCUGCCUCGCAUGUGUAUCAUCUGAUGAAGAGCGACUCAUAUUCGCGAUAUCUUCGCUCCGAUAUGUACAAGGAUUAUCUCAACUGUUCGCGAAAGAAGAUCAAGUCCAUACCCAAUCUCUUUGGGGUGAAACGUUGAGAUACGCUUCGCCAAUUGCCGAUCGUCGCGCUCGGCUUUGGCUCCGGCUCCGGUUGAGUCGGAUUUUUAAGGAAGAUCAGAAUAAUCAGGAAGAUCAGGCAGAUGAGAAUUGUGUGUGUCGUAGCUCCUAAUCCAAAUAUUGGGAGUCGUUCUUCGAUGUGUUUAACGUUGUUAACUUAUUAUUAUAUACAUACAUACUUAACUUGCCUCUUGCCACUAGGUCGCGUGUGUUCUUAACGUCAUUUUGUUAACCGCUUAUCGAUUAUCGAUUACCGUUAACCUUAUGUGCCCAGCGUAACAAAGCGCACAAUAUCCUGUCCUAUCCUUUCAAUCUUCCCUUUUCCCUUCCCCACAAUCCAAGCUCUUUGCUGUCGAUCCGUUUUCAUUGCCCGUUAACUCAAUUCAAAUGUAACGAAUACACCACUGAAAAACUAUAGAGAUAUAUAUAUAUAUAUAGUAUAUACAUACAUACAUAUAUAAACCAAAAAGAAUUCUAAGAAAAUGAAAAACAACUGCCAAGUGCUCCUCAAUGAGGAUAUAAAGAAAGCAAUUGUAAAAGCAGAAACAGCAACAGAAACGAAAACGAAAAUGGAGGAGAAAGCGAAAGAAAUAAGGAAAUGCGAAUGCGAUUACGAAAAUGGAAGCUAAGGAUGUGAUGACAUGUGAAAGGAUGCAGCCGAUGAAAAGAUGAAUCGAUAAACAUAGUUACAAAGCUAAAAGCCAUACCAACAGCAACUGCAACUGCAACCGAAAACACCAAAGAACAAAACAACAAAAUAACGUAUAAUCACUUAGGUACAAGUAAUUAGCAUAAAGUUAAUGAUUAACAAAAUUAACCACAACUGUCAAAGCAAGCGCAACUUAGCAAUUAACUAACAAGUACUUACAUACUAUAUACAUAUAAUUCUAUUAGCAUGUUACAAAACUGCAAUCAAAACAAUCGAACAAUCGAAUUAGUCAAAUCGAAAGCUGACGUUCAUUUAAUCAUCAAUUAAUCAGACGAUAUUCGUUACUCUUUACUCGCUACUCGCCAUUUACUGAAUACUCGCUCUCUCUUGUUUAGAAUUCAUUUACACUUUUCCACACAUUUCCACCACACACACACAUACACUCACAUAUCGCUAAACGCAACAUACAAAUUUCAAAACUCUUAAAUGUAAUAUGAAAUAUUUUCUAAUUUUGUUGUGUCUAUAUGUAUAACUUAGUAUAUAUAAAUAUAAAUUUCGAGAAGUGUGACGAUCAGUUGCUGAUAAGUUGUUGAGAACAGAAUGUAGCAUUCAGGAAGAGAAAGAGAGAGUUAGAGAGGGAGACGGAGAAAAAGGUUAAGCAAACUGUUGACAAUAGAGGACAGGGAAAUGUUGGAAUGCAAAAAUUACAAAUUUUUAGGAAAAUAUUCAAAAAGUGAGCUUUACAAUGACGUUAGGCAGUUGA